This is a messenger RNA of Wallemia ichthyophaga EXF-994, 360 nucleotides long. RefSeq lists its product as uncharacterized. The record is from RefSeq and is a predicted model, not a curated record. Lineage: Eukaryota; Fungi; Basidiomycota; Wallemiomycetes; Wallemiales; Wallemiaceae. The transcript has 2 exons. Bases 1 to 360 code for a protein of 119 amino acids.
AUGAAUAGAAUAUCAAAUAUGGCGAGAAGCUCUGGCUUCAGGAGCAGCAUUAGAGCACCAGCCACAGCCACAACUACAACCACUCCACUCCGCUUCUACUCGGAUGCCACUGCCACCACCGCUGAACAGCCUCUGGCCGGUGAAGCUCGGAUCAAGCAGAAGCUAUCAGACACCUUCAGCCCAUCUAAGCUCCAAGUCAUGGAUGUCUCUGGCGGCUGUGGCUCUUUCUACGCUAUAAACAUCGCUUCAGACUCCUUCAAAGGCCUAACAACGGUUAAACAACAUCGUUUGGUUAACGAAACCCUUAAAGAGGAUAUCGCUGGUAUACAUGGUUUGCAACUCAAAACAGCCGCUGAAUAA